UAUCUGACAAAUUCCCCCCUUUUUCUUCUGCAGAAUUUUAGAUUUCUGUUCUGCUGUGGCGUUAACCUCAACGUAAACUACACCAUACCAACAAACCCCUUUACACGCAUAUUGCAAGAGUAAUAUAAUUCCUCACUUUUCUUGAAUUUCUCAAUUCCCCUUAUUUUCCCAGCUUCAGGGCCUCUCUUCCUCUUUUGCAGAAGAGGUCCACAGAGGACCCUGGGAAAGAAGUUAGAGGGAGGAGGCCAAUGGAUUUUGAAAGCAAUAGCUGGAUCGGGGAAAGGCUGUGUUACUACACCAGGCUUUUUGGUGGAGUCAUGCUAACUGCAGCCUUGCUCGGGGUGUCUACUAGCUAUUUUACAGGGAUCAGUGUUCCUACUCUACCCCACCUUUUACCCAACCUGAAUAUCCUCCGUAAAAAGAAGCGUGGGAAGAAACGUAUUCGUGUUUAUAUGGAUGGGUGUUUUGACCUAAUGCAUUAUGGUCAUGCAAAUGCGAUAAGACAAGCUAAAGCGUUGGGAGACGAGUUAGUAGUUGGAGUUGUUAGUGAUGAAGAAAUUGUAGCUAAUAAGGGUCCACCUGUUUUAUGCAUGGAAGAAAGACUUGCCCUUGUUAGUGGGCUGAAGUGGGUGGAUGAAGUAAUUGCCAAUGCUCCUUAUGCAAUUACUGAGGAUUUUAUGAACCGUUUGUUUAAUGAGCAUAAGAUUGAUUACAUUAUACACGGCGAUGAUCCCUGUCUACUUCCAGAUGGAACUGAUGCUUAUGCCCUAGCAAAACAAGCUGGUCGGUACAAGCAGAUUAAACGCACUGAAGGUGUCUCCAGCACAGACAUUGUAGGAAGGAUUCUUUCAUCUGCUAAAAGUAUUUCUCAAGAUAGCACUAAAGCAUCUCUCCCUGGAGAUGAUAAUAUGAAUGGUGUAUAUGCCGAGGAAAAAAUGGCGAACAUUGAUCAGAUAUCUCAUUUUCUGCCCACAUCUAGACGAAUUGUGCAAUUUUCAAAUGGAAAGGGGCCUGGGCCAAAUGCUAGAGUUGUGUAUAUUGAUGGUGCAUUCGAUCUUUUUCAUGCUGGCCAUGUUGAGAUUCUUAGAAGUGCCAGACAGCUUGGAGAUUUUCUUUUAGUUGGAGUUUAUACUGACCAGACCGUAAGUGAACUUCGUGGACAUCAGUAUCCACUGAUGAAUCUGCACGAGCGAAGUCUUAGUGUACUUGCCUGCCGCUAUGUUGAUGAGGUCAUUAUUGGUUCCCCUUGGGAAGUGACCCAGGAUAUGGUAACAACUUUCAACAUUUCUGUGGUUGUACAUGGAACAGUUUCUGAUAGGAACACUUCUACAGGAGAGAGACAUGAUCCCUAUGCAGUACCUAAAAACAUGGGAAUCUUCCGAGUAAUUGAUAGUCCUAAAGAUAUUACAACCACUUCGGUUGCUCAAAGGAUCAUUGCCAACCACGAGAUAUAUGUGAAAAGAAAUACCAAAAAAGAAGCAAACGAGAAAAAAUAUUAUGCAGAGAAACAGUAUGUUUCAGGCGAUUAAGUUUUAUGUUACAGUCUCCGGUGUGACCUCUUGUAGCUGACUUGUAAUUUAUGCAAAGCUGCUCGUUUUCAAGAUAGUUCAUCCCGUGUUUGUAUUUGUAAGAUAUAUAACGUUCAAGGAGGUGCCAGGAUAUAACAAGAAAAUUCAUAGUCAGAAGAUCUAGAUUUUUUUUAAAAAAAUUGUCUUUUUGGGUUGUAAUCAUCUUCGAGUGAUUCCAAGAUCUGGAGCUAAUUUGCUAACCUCAAACUCAUAUUGAUUCUUGUAAGUUAAGAAACUAUUGUUCUAUUCUUAUUCUAUAGUAAAUCUGCUUUCCAAUUUC
Messenger RNA from Nicotiana tabacum (common tobacco), 1848 nucleotides. Its product is annotated as ethanolamine-phosphate cytidylyltransferase. The record is from RefSeq and is a predicted model, not a curated record. Gene Ontology annotation, biological process: phosphatidylethanolamine biosynthetic process. Gene Ontology annotation, cellular component: cytoplasm. Gene Ontology annotation, molecular function: ethanolamine-phosphate cytidylyltransferase activity. Lineage: Eukaryota; Viridiplantae; Streptophyta; Magnoliopsida; Solanales; Solanaceae.